This is a messenger RNA of Aspergillus udagawae, 3432 nucleotides long. RefSeq lists its product as uncharacterized. Gene Ontology annotation, molecular function: protein binding. The record is from RefSeq and is a predicted model, not a curated record. NCBI's taxonomy places the organism in Eukaryota, Fungi, Ascomycota, Eurotiomycetes, Eurotiales, Aspergillaceae. Bases 1 to 3432 code for a protein of 1143 amino acids. The transcript has 2 exons.
AUGACCGAUGUUGCCGGACUCGUCCUUGGUGUCGCCGCGCUCUGGAAAACCUGCGUCCAGGUCUACGAGGUCGUCGACUCGGCAAGACAGUAUGGCAUGGAAUACGAGCUGCUCAACGUCAAGUUCGAAGUUGAGCGUGUGCGCCUGCUGUGUUGGGGCGAUGCCGUCGGCCUCGGCGGUGCGCCUGCGGACCCGCGGUUGUACCGUGAAGACGUGCGCGGCGCCGUGUUUCGUCUGCUCGGUUGCGUCCAGCAUGUGUUUGAGAACACCGACCGCCUGCAGAACCACUACGGUCUGCAACCGCUCGACCCCGCUCUGGCUGCGGGCGAAGGACAAGUUGUUCCAUCGCAGAGCCAACGCAUCCUGGGUGGGGUGUUCAAGCGCGCGUACGACAGCCUGCGCCGGAUGGCGCGCGAGCGGCAGCGAGACACCACGCUGGCACGCAAGGCCAUCUGGGCGGUGCGCGACUGCAAGAGAUUCGAGGUUUUUGUCACCGAGCUGCGCGGGUUUAAUGAUAGCUUAGAGAGUCUGUUCCCCGAUGCGCAGAUGAAGAUUGCUGAGGCCAUGAGAGGCGACAUUGAUGCCGCCGUGGAAGUGCAUGAGUUGCAGCUGUUGCAAGAGGCCAUGGCUGGAGACCAUGAGGAGCUUUCGGAACAGGCCAGCGUGCGGCUUGAAGCGCUCGGUGCAACCGUAUCCGCCAGGACCGAGUUGCUUUCCGGAACUGGCGAUGAUAGGGAUAGCCAGACGACCGCCAAGGAUGUUGCCGCACAGGAGCCGGAAGAAGCCGACGAAGAAAUACCGCUAGGCGGUCGACAGGGUGGAACACAAGUCCCAGCUACGGAAGCCGCGCCGGAGAUGGACGAGCUGUCUAAAAGACUGAGGGAGGUCGAGUUGUAUGUGCAAAAAAGGAGCGCCGGGGCCUUAACCGUUAGCCUCAUAGGGCCCUACUCUGGGGCGCACGUGUCCGGCCAUGUGUAUUGGGACGGUCACAAGCAAGAGAGAGACUUUCCCUACUGGGAUGAUAGAGACAAAGGCUUUGUAUCUACAAAUCACGCGUCAUUCGAGAUGUAUAAGAAGAAGAAAUAUAUGAAGAAGUGGUCACGAGAUAAGUAUGAGUCGCUCGACUCUGAAGAUUACUCAUUGCUUGACCCUGAGAGCCACGCCAAGUAUGAGAACGUCAACCCUGGAACUGUCACCGUGGAAGGCUACGGACUGGAGUGCUGGGAUUUUGAGGAGACUAAACCUAGGGAGAACUCAAUCAUGGUCAGCUAUGCCGACCUUCCGGUCUUGCCCGCUAGGAAGCUACUGCGCAGACUUAACGAGCUACAAAAGCAUAAAGGCAAGUUUGGAUGGAGCCCAACUAAGGAGGAGCUCGACCUAAAGGAGUUUGUUGGAACUAUGGGGUACGUUGACAUCCAACAUGUGAGCACGUUUCCACGCUGGGCUCAAGCUGACUACAUUUUCAACAGCAUCGUAUACUACGACCAGAAGGCUGCGCAGGAUCCAGACCGCUGGAUCGGCGACCUGUAUAGCCUACUUAACCGCACAGAUAUCUUCGCCGACUUUACAACUACAUCAAGCGUCGGGAUGCAGUGGGCAGGCCCGACUGACGAUAUGCAUAUUGGGGUUUGGAACUUUUUGCGGCAGGUCAUUAUAGGAUGGGAGCUGGCAGUCCGGUUGAAAUACCGGCAAGGAUCAAGCUCGUACACGGGGUUCACGAGUCGGAUCUUAGCAACACUUAUUAUCUCGGAAUUGUGGUUGAAGAAUGUUGAGAUCAUCCUCACAGACGCGAAGCCAUCACUCGACGGGAUCAAGAAGGCGGAGACAGCGGCGGAAAAAGCCAAGGCGGAAGACUUCAAGAACAAGGGCAACGAUGCGUUGAAGAAGAAUGACUAUCAAAAGGCUGUUGACCUUUACACUGAGGCCAUUAAAAUAGACACCGGAAAUGCCAUUUACCGGUGCAACAGAUCUGCCGCCCUGGUCGGCUUGGAGAAAUACGAAGAGGCGGAACAUGAUGCUUAUGUAGCGACCCUGAUCGAUCCCAAAUAUGCCAAGGCAUGGUCUCGACUGGGCAUGGCUGCUCUCAAAUUGGGGUUUCCCAAGCGAGCCAAGAAAGCUUACGAACAAGCGCUGGAAGUUGCAGGCAAGGACGCGACGACACAAAUGCGACAGGGUCUGACCAACGCCGAGGACAAGAUCUCGGAGACCGUUAGAGCCAUCAACUCGGAGAAGAACAAGGAGAAGCAGCAUAAUAUGCGGGCCGACUUUCUUGACGAAGACUGGGAGAUAUUCGGCAAGACCACCGAAUUCCAUUCACUUAUUCACGAGCAGCAGGUCGAGGGCCUUCUCUUGUUUGCGGAACGCAUGAAGUGGCCUUACAUAAACGAGCUCCGCGACUAUGCCGAGGACGUCUACAGCAACCUCCGGGGCGGGGCAACCAUCGACGUUAACCUGCAUGACUGGCUCUACGGCCUGAUCCUUCCUGGAAAGUGGUUUUCCUUCAAGAUAAUGACAGCGAUGAUUCUUUGUACGCCGACUAUCAAGUCCAAGGCCGGGGUAAGCCGGUACUACGACUGCGGACUAUCACUACCUACACGAUCAUACUGGCGUCUGAGAACGGUGCUGGGACGUGUUCUAGGUUGUCUCCCCGGCGUGAUAUCGCUGUGUGGUUGGAUCGGGCCGUGCCCGCGCGUCGAGUUUGACCCUCCUGCAUCGACAGCCUGUCCGCGACAUGUCCGCAUCAAAGCUCGACGCAUUGCCCUGACCGAACACAGCUCAAAUUCCGAUGAGGGUGUCAUAGACCUUAACAGCGGAUACGAUCGUCACUCGGCGACGCGGAUCGGCCCUGGCGAAGAAAUCCAACAGUACCUAGCUGAGAUGCGCGAUCCAAGCAAUUGGGUUGUACCAGAGCCGCCCGUCCGCGAUAUUAGCACCUGCGAGAUCAAAUCCAUCCAGCUUAAAAAGCUCGCGCUUGACAUUGGCGUGGCCCAAAAGGCCGCGAAAGGGGAGUUAGACGACCUCGACGUGGAACUCGAGACACAGUACCGUGCGAGCAUCACGUUCAAGAUCGACAACAACCAGAGCCCCAUCACGUACAAGCUCUUCACUAACCCCGUUUUCGUGACACUUCCGCCGUGCCGGCUAGGCCCGAAGGGUCCGCACGAAGUGCAUAUGAGGGAACUGCCGCGGUUCCAGAAGAAUAUCUGGUCGAUCGAGCAGCUGAAGGACCACACCCCCGAGGACUCGGACGGUGACGAGGUCAUGGUCAUCAAUGCCACCGGCAGAGGCGCCGAGGUUCUAGCUAGGGCGUGGUGCUCCGAGAGGGGUAAGAGCGCGGCGAUCCGUCGUGCAGGUGGGCCGUGCUUUGUUUGUGCUGUGCGGGCUGCAAGCAAGGGAAGCCUUGGCACGGGCGUCUUGAUUUGGACGGAGUAA